Molecule: messenger RNA, 1196 nt
Organism: Macadamia integrifolia
Lineage: Eukaryota; Viridiplantae; Streptophyta; Magnoliopsida; Proteales; Proteaceae
Product: probable serine/threonine-protein kinase At1g01540
Exons: 2
Coding region: 336-1109 (257 amino acids)
Biological process (GO): protein phosphorylation
Molecular function (GO): protein kinase activity; ATP binding
Source: RefSeq, a predicted model, not a curated record
CAUGGAAGUUUGAGAUUUGUUAGGUCUACUGGAUUUUUCUCUUUAUUUAUGUAAAACUUAUUAGGGUAAUGCAAUACGUAAUUCUAUUCAACUCCACUCUCUCUCUCUCUCUCUAACUGUUUAGUCACUCUCACUGUCUCACACUCUCUGACUCGACUCCCACUUUGUCCUUCACUCUGACCUCUCCUCUGCAACUCCCUUCUCUCUCUCUCUUUUCACCCACAAACCCCACUUCCAUUUCGCCGCAAAACCCAAAUUUUCCGGCGAUAUGAUGCAAUUUCCACUCGGAAUAUCCCUGUUUCGGCUAUCUUAGGGAAAUCCAACAAGUAUCGACCAUGUCGGUCUUCGAUACAGCGUUUCUGAACAGUGAGCUCUCGAAGCCGACUUCAAUCUUUGGUCUUCGUUUAUGGGUAGUGAUCGGAAUCUGCGUUGGGGCUUUCAUUGUUCUCAUACUCUUCCUCAUCUCUCUCUGCAUUACGUCUCGUCGCCGUAAAUCUCCCAAAUACUAUCGCUCACUUUCGGGGAAGAGGCUUCGCGCCCGUGAGCUGACCCCUGUGGUCUCUAAGGAGAUCCAAGAGAUCCUCCAUGUUGGUGCUCCGGAUCAGCGCUCUGCGUUUCCCUCUGCUAUUCCAGAGAUCCAGAUCGACAUUGGGAAGCCUGAGCAUCGGGUGGUGUUCUCCGAUAGACCCUCUUCACACGCAAGCGGUGAGAGCCGAUCGACUAAUGCGACGGAUUCCACAUCCAUGGCCGUUGGGCCUCCUGAGGUUUCGCAUCUGGGUUGGGGUCACUGGUAUACUCUCCGGGAGCUUGAAGCGGCGACCAACGGAUUUUCCGAUGAGAAUGUGAUUGGGGAAGGUGGUUAUGGGAUCGUUUAUCUCGGCGUUUUGCCGGACAAAAACCAUGUUGCUGUUAAGAAUUUGUUGAAUAACAGGGGUCAAGCUGAGAAGGAGUUUAAAGUAGAAGUGGAGGCAAUUGGCCGAGUUAGACACAAAAAUCUGGUCAGGUUGCUUGGAUACUGUGUGGAAGGAGCUCACAGGUAUGAAUUUUCGAAAUAUAUUUCAAGUGCAACUGUCUUUAAGCUCAAGUCCUUUAUGGUAGGUUUCUGCUGAUGUUAGGUUCUGGGGAUUAAAAUUCUGUGGAAACUCAGUUUUAUGGUCUGAUUUGAACCUUGAGAUAUUUAUGAUUGUUUACUCCCC